Molecule: messenger RNA, 903 nt
Organism: Aspergillus nomiae NRRL 13137
Lineage: Eukaryota; Fungi; Ascomycota; Eurotiomycetes; Eurotiales; Aspergillaceae
Exons: 2
Coding region: 1-903 (300 amino acids)
Biological process (GO): transmembrane transport
Molecular function (GO): transmembrane transporter activity
Source: RefSeq, a predicted model, not a curated record
AUGCGCCUCAAACCACUGGAGCAGUCAUUACGCACGAAGCUCGCCCGCAUGGACUGGAUAGGCAUGCUACUCUUCCUAACCGGAAGCAGUCUGUUCGCAGUACCGCUAAGCUGGGCCGGAAACAUGUACCCAUGGGGCUCAUGGCGAACCAUCCUCCCCCUGGUAAUCGGGGCACUGACUCUACUCAUCUUCGCGAUCUACGAAGCCCGUCCAGCAGAGCCCGUCUCCCCUUACCGGAUCUUCCGGUCACGAACGGCCCAAAUGGCUCUCAUUGGAAGCUUCAUCCAAGGUAUGGUCCUCUACACACUCCUAACCUACCUCCCGUUUGUCUUCCAAACCGUAUACCUCGAGACACCGCUGAAAUCAGCCAUCUCCAUCCUCCCCUUCUGCUGCGUCCUCAUGGCCUUCUCAGGCAUCGCAGCCAGCACAGUCGACUACUUCCGGCACUACCGCUGGGAAGUCUGGACAGAGUGGAUCUUCCUCGCGCCCAGCGCCCAAGUCAUCGCGAGUAUCGGCAUCGGGACUAUCUUCACGGUCCCGCCUAUCCCAAUGCAGGCGAGUGCGCCGACGGCAGAAGACCAGGGGUUAGCUGUGGGCGUCUUAGUCUCGUUUCGGCUGUUUGGUACGCUUAUCGGGCUCGCUGUCGGGGCGACUACCUUCAGUAGUGUAUUUCCAAGCUUGAUUGCGUCAGUCGGGUCGCUGCCGGGGGAGGUGGCCUUGUUGCGGAAUGCAAAUGAAGCUGUCGGGUUCAUUCCUCGUCUUAGGACAGUGGGUGUUCCUCUGUCGCUGAGGGAUGCUAUCUGUAGAGUGUAUGGAGAAUCGUUGCGGGCUAUUUGGUAUAUAUUGGCUACUUUUGGGGGGGGUGGGGUUUCUUACCUCUUUACUGGUGGAGGAAUUGACUGA